GUCCCACUAUUCGUUUCUCAACAUUUCAAGUGUUCGGUCGCUUGCGCGCAUUUUGAGCGGAAAACCAGUGUCCAAUAAGACAAUAAGAUAAAACCCGGCAAUACAAGUGCACCUUGCAACUGUUUUUUUUAAAGUCAAAAAGGACUCAAGGCCACGUCUCGCCUAAAGUUUACAUAAAAAAUUGUGCAGAGUGUGCGUUGUUCCUGGCGCAUCCGUCGUUUCAUUGUAUUCGUGUGUGUAUCCCGACGUUACUUUUGCUGUCCUUUUUGCGUGGGUGUGCCAAAAAGGAGAAGAGAGAGACAGAACGAGAGAAAGAUAAACAGUAAAAUUCCAGCACAUAAAAGCGAGUCAAUAAAGGCCGACAACAUGUCCGUUUCCUCGAACGCCUCUUCUGCCUCCAACAAGGACAGUGUGGACAGCCCGAGCAGCACCACAAACACGGACAGCUCCGAGCUGACACACAUCCUAAACCGGCGACAGGAGAUUAUGGACUCCCAGGAGGCGGGCAUCGAGAUCCCACGCACCUUUAAGGUGGUCAACGUCUACACCGAGUUCCACGAGUUCUCUAGGAAGCAGAUUAAGGACUACCAGAAGACCUUUAACACUUACGAUACGGCUCGCGAUGGUUUCUUGGAUCUGCAGGAGCUGAAGUACAUGAUGGAGAAACUAGGUGCACCGCAGACCCAUUUGGGCCUCAAGCAGAUGAUCGCCGAGGUGGACGAGGAUCAUGACGGCAAGAUCUCGUUCCGGGAGUUCCUGCUGAUCUUCAGGAAGGCUCAGGCCGGCGAACUGGACUCGGACUCUGGGCUGAAUCAGCUGGCUCGGCUAACCGAGAUCGAUGUGGAGCAGGUGGGCGUGAGCGGUGCAAAGAACUUCUUCGAGGCAAAGAUCGAGCAGCAGCUGAGGACGAACAAGUUUCAUGAUGAGAUCCGGGCAGAGCAGGAGGAUCGCCGGCGGGAGGAGGAGGAGCGAGCCCAGCGACGCCAGCAGUUCCAACAGCGGGCGGCGAUCUUCCAGUAGAGGAUCCCUAUACUCACCCGUAGUCUAGCGCGUAAUUAUCCGGCGUAGGUUAAUCGAAUGUGGAACUAAUCCCGGGAGAAGAGGAUAAGCUUCGUACAAGCAGCAGGCAUUUUUCAAGCAUCACAUACAGUAAUAAUCUCCAUACAUACUUAUCGUCCCAUAUAUAAACUCGAUUUGCUGGCUUAAGCAUCUUAGGAAUUGAAUGUUAUUUUUGGACAAGAGCAAUUGAUAGAAAUUGUAUUUCAAUCACCUAGAACAUAACUCAACAAUUAUCCAAAUGUAACGUUGAGUUUCUAAAGCAUAUUUUUCUAAUCCAUUCAAAUCGAGACACUCACAUAAACAUACAUACGUACAUAAAUAACGAUCAUACCAAAAGCGUAUUUAUAGUUACCCUUAGUUAAGUGAAAAAUGUUUUAGUUUUAAGAUCUAUUUUAUUGUUUGGUGUUGCGCAAAAUGUCUUUUGUUAAAUUACGUUUACCCUUGACGGUUGCCCAAAUUUUAUGUUUUUACUUUUUCAUUUUGUACUUGUAGUGCCAUUUUUUAUUUUCUUCGUUUUAAUUUUUGUUAAAUAAAAUCGAUAAUUAUGUUAAGCAAAUCCGUUUUUGAAAUUCAACCUUUUUUGUACAUACUAAACAUACGUUGGCAGUCAAUCUUAGUUUCAGUUGUAUCAAGAUGGAAUAUUUGGGAUAUGCAAUUAAGUUUCGAGUUCAGUAUUUCACGUUUAAAGUUAGCAAUUAAAGCAAUACUAAUGCGAAUACACAAGAAAGUACACGUACUUUUAGAGAGCGUUUAAUACAAACUUAUACUGCAAUUUAAAUAAAUAAAUGUAUAUAAUACAAAAUCA
This is a messenger RNA of Drosophila ficusphila, 1864 nucleotides long. It is a transcript of the gene Swip-1, whose product is annotated as EF-hand domain-containing protein D2 homolog. The transcript is spliced from 2 exons. The record is from RefSeq and is a predicted model, not a curated record. Lineage: Eukaryota; Metazoa; Arthropoda; Insecta; Diptera; Drosophilidae. Gene Ontology annotation, molecular function: calcium ion binding. The coding region runs from base 367 to 1020 and encodes 217 amino acids.